Molecule: messenger RNA, 405 nt
Organism: Paramuricea clavata
Lineage: Eukaryota; Metazoa; Cnidaria; Anthozoa; Malacalcyonacea; Plexauridae
Source: the annotation of a GenBank genome assembly
AUGUGCAGAAAGGGAGGAUUUAAUCUCACCUCACAAGUCCAGCACUUAACGAACGAAUUCUGGAAACGAUGGAGGAACGAGUUCUUGCAGAAUCUGCAGCCAAGACAGAAAUGGACCAAAGAGAAACGAAACUUUAAAGAAGGUGACGUGGUGCUGUUGAAAGAUAACGAUCUUCCCAGAAAUAAGUGGUCUUUGGCUAAAGUUCUGGAUACCCAAACUGAUGAACAAGGUUUGGUUAGAGCAGUAAGUUUAAGAAUGCCUACAGGAUCAACGUUGGACCGACCGAUAGACAAGCUUGUGUUGCUCUUGGAAGCUGAAGAAAGACCGGGAAUCCCCGACAAGGAGCCUCGAGAUCUAAAUAAAUUUUCGAACUCGUACGGACACGUAGUUAACAUUGAACGUUGA